Molecule: messenger RNA, 1020 nt
Organism: Triticum turgidum subsp. durum (durum wheat)
Lineage: Eukaryota; Viridiplantae; Streptophyta; Magnoliopsida; Poales; Poaceae
Source: the annotation of a GenBank genome assembly
AUGAGUGGUCAAAAGAAGAAUCUCCCGCAUGGUAUUGUUCGGCAUGACUCGGUGCCGCUCAACAAAAAUGAAUACUUUUCUCUGUGGAAAAACUGGAAUCAGCUGCUGGACGGCAAGAGAACAUACCUCCGACCACCGAGGGGCCGCCGUGUUCUCAGUGUCAGUGGUGUUUUCCGGCGGCCCUUAGCUCGUCCAUGGGCAUUAGAAUUCCAGGAACCACUCUUGGAUUUGGUUGAGGAUUAUCCAGAUAAUGACACUGUCCAGGAAAUGAUCAAGAUUCUUUGUCAGCGCUAUGUGCAUUUCAAACGAACUCGUGGAGAUGGCAGCUGUUUCUACAGAGCUUUCUUUUUCUCCUACUUGGAAAAUCUUGGACAAAUACAAGAUAGUCAAGCUGAAGUUACUCGUCUAAUGGAACAUGUGGCAGUGUCCAGAGAGAAUUUCUGUCGUCUGAAAUGGGACAAAGCAUACUUCUUAAAUCCUGAAGAAUACUUUUCAAGUGUUGCUUCUGAGUUGAAUCAUUUGGUCAAUUCUGUUGCAAAUGGUCUUAGUUCUGACGAGUUGCAGAAGAGAAGUCUACAGGAGAUGAUGCCACUCAGGGUUAUUUCCUUCCUAAGAUUGCUGGCAGAGACUGAGAUCCGUACGCGAAUAGAUGAUUACAACCCAUUUAUCCCCGGAAAGAUGAAUGUCAAUCAGUAUUGCUGGAAAGAGGUGCGUCCCCUGGACGUUAAAGCAUCGGCGCUAGCAAUGAGGGCUCUAACGUAUGCACUUGGCAUCGCGCUGCGACUCGAAACUCUAGGCGAAGGCUUGACGGCUGGAGGUUUGCAAGUAAAGCGCCUUGAUUUCUUCCCUCGAUCAGAAUCAGGGAAGGGUGCUUUCCAUAUAGUUCGGAGCUAUUGGUCGUCAACCACAACCCCUGAACCACUGGAGAUUGGAAGUGGCAACCUGAUAUCAUCUGAUGGCACACCUUUGCUGACCUUGCUGUGUAGGCCUGACAACUGCGAUAUUUUGUAUCGCAAGUAA